Stylophora pistillata is the source of this 20028-nucleotide messenger RNA. RefSeq names its product fibrocystin-L. The record is from RefSeq and is a predicted model, not a curated record. Lineage: Eukaryota; Metazoa; Cnidaria; Anthozoa; Scleractinia; Pocilloporidae. Gene Ontology annotation, molecular function: calcium ion binding. Gene Ontology annotation, biological process: polysaccharide catabolic process; homophilic cell-cell adhesion. Gene Ontology annotation, cellular component: plasma membrane.
CAGUUGUAUACAGCAUUGAACCCACCCAUGGUAGCCUGGCUGGGGGCACCAUGGUCUUUGUACAUGGAAGAGGUUUUGCAAAUGAUCAGUUUAAUUUUCAUGAUCCAUUGCUGGGAAACAAAAUAUUGUUCAAAUCAGAUAAACACCAAGUGGAAUGUCAUAUAACGCCAACAGAUGUGUCGGAAAAAAGAAUUGGCUGCGAGACUGAACCAUCGCCAACAGUCACUGACGGCGAAUACGAACUCGUGAUGUUUGUAAAUGGAGCCUUAGUAACGAGGUAUUGCGGGCGUCACCAGAAAUGCACAUUCCAGUUUUACAAAUGGAGAACUCCGACCAUCGAUGAUUUCACUCCUCGGGCUGCAAUACCAGGAACACCCGUUGAAAUCUUUGGAAAAAUUCAGACCACUCAAUUCAGCCGACUUUCUCCUGGAUUUUCAGCUGAUAACAAGGAAAUCACUAGAAUCUAUGUUGGUCUAGAAUGUAACCCGUUCAACGACGAGACGAACGAGCUGUUUGGAGCGGAAUUAGAAGACUGUGGUUGGACUCCAAAUUGUCGUGGCUCAUUUCAGUGUCUACCUAAAACACGGACUCCUGGCUCCCACUCGGCUUCCUAUUUGGUUUCAUUACUUGGAAGGUCACAAGUGAAUAAGAACUUGUGGCGAGUAGAUGCAAAUCAAGAGCUGUACCUCUAUCAAACACAUCCAGAUAUUCAGAGCGUUUCGCCGUCUUCUGGAAGUCUUCUAGGCGGGACCAUUAUAACAAUUCGAGGCAAAGGUUUUAGCGACAUCGCCAAAAACGUCAAAGUUUUUGUUGCCGGGUCUCGUGGUCUCCUUCGUGAAAUCUGGACCGCGACCGUGAAGUCCAACUUAGCAGACAUUGCUGCCCUACAGUCGUCUGCCGCUGACUUUCAUUUUGAGUACUUGACCGAAAGUAGCUUACCGAAAACUGUGUCCUGGGAUAGAAAUUCUGGUUAUAGCGCCAGGGUGACUGGCUAUUUCGUGCCCUUUCAAGAUGACGUGUACAGAUUCGGUAUCCUAUCAGAUGACACUAGCGAGCUAUAUCUUAGUUUGAAAGGCGACCCCUCUGACAAGAUCAAGAUCGCGAGUUGCUCAUCAGCAACAACGAACUGGGACAGUAACAGCGUACAGGAGUCUGAACCGUUCUCUUUAGAGGCAGGCAAGGAAUACUAUAUUGAGGCAUACCACAACGACUAUGGCGGUGGCCAUCACAUGAAAAUCCGAGUGGGCAUGGAGAUGACUCAACACACCAACGCUGAAGUUGGUGCUGCAAGAGACGAAAAACAAAAAAUCAGGAUCAGCUCGUCUGUGCUGUGGGAAAAACAGAUUUUGGACUUCACUGACUGGAACGAAGAUGAGAGAGUUUGCGAAGUGCAACGACUUUCUCUUCAGCCAUUGCAGUGCGUGGAAACUAACAUUACAUCUUGUAACAAUACCAGUGAUACUUUCACGUUGUCUUACUUUGAUGAAAGCAUAACGUUAUCCUUACAAGGCACCAACAGCUCAAUAUUGGCGCAGAGAUUGAGUGAACUUAAUGCUUUUACAGGCCGGGGUCAAAUUAACGUCAAUGCUGCUAAAGUGACAGAAGGAAAUGCCACCUUGUUUCUCAUUCGGUUCUGCUUUAAUGAUCCGCGAGGGAUUGAGGUGUUGAACGGAACUGCACAGAGUAACCAAACCCUGGACUUAAGUAUAACUCGCGACGUGAAGGGAGAGUCCGCCAAAGAUUUUCAGCUCUUAAUCGGUGGUGUGCCAUCCAUUGUUUUGAAGCCGAACUCUAGCAUUGAUAAGAUCGAGAAAGCUCUUAAACGCUGGUUUUCUGUUGAAUGCGAAGAAUCCUCCAUAGUCGGGCGUAUCUUUUAUAAGGACUACGAAGGAGAAAAUAUUUAUGGAAGGGAGUCUGGUGAAAGAGUUUCCGAUAUGCAAGCCUUCUGCGGAAGACAUGCUUUGAAAAAUCCGACAAUUCUAUGGAAGGCUGAUUACUCGGCAUACUUGAAUAACUUCCCUCAACCUACAUAUUCAGUUGCUAGGUACAAAUGGUUUUGCUUCGCCUACAAAGGGCCUAUAAAAGACCAAGUGAGGUUUCGAGUGAAAUACCGAGAUAGCGUUAAUGAAGAGAGAUACUCGACGCGCUGGUACAGCUUCAUUAGAAGUUCUGCACAGCUCUCCAACUGGGGAUUUUCAUGUAUAGAUGUCUGGUCGAAGAUUAGCGAGGACUUUGGAGAUCAGGCAAAGAGUGUUGAGAUGUACAGUAUCGAAAUCAGCCGCCUUGAGGGGUAUGACGAAGAUGUUUUCGUGGAUAAUGUGUGGAUUGGUAAAAACCAACUAUUAGUAACACCAGUGAGCAGUGGCGCCAUGCCAAAUGGUUUCAUCAUCAAAGACUACAAAAUAGAAAAGACCACUGAGACGAACUGGACUAUCUCCCUCCUCCCUGCAAAUUGUGGCUCCCCCAUGCCGCUGUUUUCCGUUGUAGAGUACACCGGGGAGGAAAAUGGCAGCCCUGAUGAUGUCACGUACACUACACCGGGCCUCAACUCCACUGUCCGAGUGAGAAGAAUUCAAGAAGCUUCACCUCCAAUAGAAGGAACGUUUGACAUCGACUAUAACGGAAAUGUGAUCAAGGACAUUCCAGUCGACAUAUCUGCAACGAGACUCCAGGAUCUUUUCGAGCAGGAGUUCGAAGAAGGUAUAAUUGAAGUUGAACGAUCUGGGCACUGUGCAGAGUUUGAAUGGACUUUCACAUGGAAGACUCACGGAGGUAAUCAUCCUGAAGUCAGGGUCAAUGACAGCGGACUCACUGGUGUUCAAGUGACCACAACGGUAACAACCAUUCAAGAUGGCGGCUUAUUCUUGGAUCCAAUCCCUGGUGAAUUCUUACGAGUGCCAUCGACCCAAACUCAGGUUGUGGUCGUGGUGAACGAAAUCACAGGAUCGUGUUCGGACAACAACUGCUCUUUCAAUUAUUCCGCGGACCAAACGCCGAAGCUGACGUCUAUAUCACCGGCCUCUGGUCCCGGAGGUCCCGAAGGCACAGGGACAGUAAUCACUUUGGGUGGCACAGGAUUCUCCUCUAACAAUGGCGACAAUAUUGUAACAAUAGGUGGCUCCACCUGUGUCGUCAUCAGCAGCGAUAUUGGCAACAUAACUUGUCGAGCUGACUAUGGGCCCGGUGGAAGACACUUGGUUGAGGUCCUCGUAAAAGAGAAAGGUCUUGCAGACAAUAAUCAACUACUUAAUUUUACCUACAUCAUUACUGCUACGUCAGUUAGUCCGGCCAGCGGCAGUAUAGCUGGUGGACAGGUGAUCACUAUUUCUGGCAGUGGCUUCGGAAGCAAAAAAGAAAAUGCGUCAGUGUUGCUUGACGGUUCCCCUUGUGACGUACUUACCAUCACCAUGUCCCAGAUCACAUGCAGAACCUCUGCACAUUCAGCGGGAACAGUUUCUGUAAACAUUUCUAUCGAUGAAAGUUCUGUUACUGUUUCCAAUGCAUUUAAAUACGAUUCGUCUCUCACUAUUGACGUCACUAGCGUGAGCCCACAGCAAGGGCGUGUCAGCGGAGGAGAGUUAAUUACCAUUUCCGGUUCCGGUUUUUUGAAUGAGACCAGCGUGCAAAUAGGAGAUCAGAACUGUGUGAUACAGUCCCGUACCGGGGUAGAAAUCACUUGCCUUGCUCCACCUCAUGCUCCAGGAAAGUUUGCUAUUCGACUUGUCACACCAGAAAAAGGUUUUGCGUCGAUCCCUACCGCAUACAACACCUUCGAAUACCUACUUGAAGUCCAUUCCAUUUACCCCCUGAGUGGCUCAGUUGCAGGCGGAACACACGUUACUAUCACCGGCAGGGGCUUUGGGUUUAACGUGACACGUGUCUCCGUUACGGUACAGGGCAGACCAUGUCGAGUCCUAUCAUGCAAUGAUACCCAAGUUAUAUGCGAAACAAAGGAUAAUUUUCAAACUGUGGAAAUUGACAACAGUGGACGUCAUCCGGAGUUUGGACUUGGAUAUGAAUGGUCACCGAAACACGUGACUUGUUACCAAGGCGAUACGGUGAAGUGGAGCUGGGCCGGUCAGGAACUUUCCAACGCUGUAUACAACGUCUUUCAAACAAGAGAUUCUUCCUCAGUGCAGCACGAUGGGUCAGGUUUUCGCAGCAAUGCUCCUUCCAAGACUGGUAGUUUCAGUCAUAGGUUCUCGCGCACAGGAAUGUACUUCUAUGCUGGAAGCGGAUCUGUCACUAUGAAAGGCAUUGUCAAAGUUCUGUCACUCAGAACUCAGAGCGGACCAAUACAAUUUGUAGUUGAUGGUUUCGAAGCGGUGUAUAACUUAAGCUCAUCUCCAGUCCCCUCCACAACAUGCGAGUCUGGAAGGACAGAUAGUUUUCCUGGGUGCAAUUCUUCCCAGGCAGUUAAAAACUCUGGAAGCGAUGACUAUGAGUUUACUUACUUAGACUGCAGCACACCCAAGGUGUCCGCGGUGACGCCUUCCAAUGGCACGAGCGAUGCGACAAUAACAAUAAAUGGCCGUGGUUUUAGCGACGAAACGUGCCACAAUAAAGUAAAGUUUGGCUCCCAUGCCUGUGAUGUGAUUUCAUCUAGCGAGACAGAGAUCACUUGCAAACUAAAUACAGCAGGUUUUCCCGUUGCUGGUGUACCACGUGACGUAUCCGUUAAGGUACUUAACCGCGGCUACGCUUUUGUCCAGGCAGAUGUGGGUGAAACAGCCCACUUUGUGUUAAAGCCGACCGUUACAGCCCUGUCACCAAAGACUGGAUCUCAAGCAGGAGGAACACGGCUCACUAUAAAAGGCGAUGGAUUUAGUAACGCCAACAUUGACAACACUGUUCUCGUAGGCUCUACAGAAUGUGAUGUUAUAACCGCAUCAUUUGAUACAAUAGUUUGUACGACCCGUGAAAGUACUGAAGAAGCUCAACUGGUCUCAGUGACAGUCAAUACUGAGACAAGUGUGUGCGUUGCCGCUGGCCCUACCGAUUGCAAGUACACGUUUGCAGCUGAUAGAACACCAGUAGUAACGAUGGCGACUCCAGCAAUCGUAGACAGACCAAAAACAGAGUUUCGCUUCCAGAUGUUACAACCUCCCACUGCAGACGUGACAGUAACAAUUGGAAAUCAAGAUUGUGGCGUGACGGAGGUCAUGUCACAGCUAGUUAAAUGUGUUCUUCCUGGAAUCGUCUUUGGAAGCCAUACGGUGACUCUUCAUGAAUCCGGAAAAGGAUUCGCAAAGUUCAAUGAUGUAUCAGACGUUAUUGAUAGUAAGGCGAGUGUGAUAAGUGUUACUCCGACACAAAGUAGCCGAAAUGGAGGCCUAACCAUCGCGAUAGCAGGAAAUGGAUUUAAUCCGACAUCAAGCAGAACUAGUGUCACCAUUGGAGGAGAAAUAUGUGAGAUAGUCACGGUAACGUAUGGAGCAAUUAAGUGCGUCACACCACCUCAUUCUUUAAGAAGCGCUGUAACACUCCAGGUCACCGUUGAGUCUGAGAGCACCUCAGUGGAUUUUCCGUCAACAGAGAUUGCAUACACUGAGGACGCUACUCCUGUCUUGUCGUCCCUCUCAACACCCACUGGGAAAGGCGGGGAUGUCUUGACUAUCUACGGGACUGGCCUGGAUGCUUCGCCCUCUGAUAGUGCGGUCCAAGUUCUCAUUGGAGAUGAACCAUGCGCAGUGUUGAGCUCGGAUGAAGGAAAAGUAAAAUGUACACUGGUAGCUCACGCUGCUGGCUCUAACGAUGUUGACGUGCUGGUUCCAGGAAAAGGAAGAGCUACAUCUAGGCUUUCCUUCACGUAUGAUUUAAAGUUAGAAAGCGUCGUCCCCAACGAAAGCGGCUUCGGAGGUGGACGAAUUCUUGUUUUUCAAGGGUAUGGCUUUGAUUCAUCUGCGAAAGUAAGAAUCUGUGGAAACGAGUGCAUUCUUUCUCCGACCCACAACACGACAACCACGGAACUGGCCUGCGAGGCACCAAGUCAUAUUUUGGACGACAUUGAUACAAUAUGCAACAUAAAAAUGACUUUGAACGGUUUAAGUUCGAACAUUGGCAUGGGAUUUACUUACAAAGUGGCACAGACCUCCCAAAUAGCUUCUGUCACGCCACCCCGUGGAGGAACAGGUGGAGGAACUACGCUUACAAUACAAGGCUCGGGAUUCAGUGAUACCCAAAGCGACAAUGUUGUCACCAUAGAUGGCACUGAAUGUGUGGUUACCUUCGCAAAUUCGACACUCAUCCUAUGUACAACUGGACCCCAUAGCAGGACCAUCGAGACUAAAGUUCGAGUGGAGGUUGGAAACAAUGGCAAGGCAAUAGAUGAAGCAGCAUAUUUCUUCUACGUCGACGUAUGGUCGUCGCCAUUUACAUGGGGCUACAAUAAUCCUCCUGAAGCAGGCACUUUCGUGACCAUCAAGAAAGGACAGACGAUCCUGCUAGAUCAAGACACACCGGCUCUGAAGUUUCUUCUGAUACAAGGAGGAACGCUAAUAUUUGACAUGGAAAAGCCUUCUCUUCACUUGCAAGCAGAAAACAUUCUUAUAACCGAUAACGGUUGCCUCCAAGUAGGUACUGAAGAUGACCCAUUUCCCGGCCAGGCACUUAUCACUCUGCACGGCCAUGUUCGUUCAAGAGAGAUUCCUGUGUUUGGCACCAAGAGCAUUGCGCUACGCGAGGGAAAGCUUGAUCUUCAUGGGCUACAUGUCCCAAUCACGUGGACACAUCUAAGCUCAACGGCGGAGGUUAACGCAACUCAGCUACAUCUUGUCAAACAGGUCUCUUGGAAACCAGGUGAUCGCAUCAUUCUGGCACCAACUGGAAAAUCGCAGCGAGAGUUUGAAGAGCUUACCAUCACAGCCGUUCUCAACGAUAAUUACACCUUAGAAGUCUCGCCACCGCUGAAGUACAAACAGAUUUCUAUAAUCCAGACGUUCGAUGGUAUUCAUAAAGUGGAGACGCGCGCAGAGGUGGGUUUACUGACGCGAAACGUGAGGGUGCGAGGCUCAGUGCACAGCGCAUGGACAGAGAAAAUCGAAGCGUGCGAAGACGAGUUUAGACCAGGACAAUUUCAGACCCAGACUUGCUUCCAAGGAAAAUUUGGCGAAGAAGUUGGAAGCGAUGAAUUUGGUGUAACCAUCAUGAUUCAUGCUCCUGAGGAAAGUAAGAACUUGGUGACAGCAAGGUUUAGUUAUGUAGAAAUCUCGAAUGCAGGACAGGCAUUCCGUCUUGGUCGUUAUCCGAUACAUUUUCAUCUCAGUGGCGACGUCUCAGGUUCAUAUGUCCGCGGCUGCGCAAUACAUCACAGCUUCAACCGUGCUAUAACAAUGCAUGGCAUUCAUAACCUUCAUGUUAGCCAUAAUGUUGUGUUCAAUGUCCGCGGGAAUUGCUUCUUCAUGGAGGACGGCAUAGAAACUGGUAACGUGGUCGAAUACAAUUUGGGUAUAUUUGUCAUCGCCUCUACAUCUGCACUAAAUGUCGACAUAACUCCAGCAACUUACUGGGUAACAAAUGCCAACAACACGGUGCGUCAUAAUGCAGCCGCAGGAGGAAGCCAUUUCGGGUUUUGGUACCAGAUGUUUGAGCACCCAGACGGCCCGUCUUUUAGACCGGAUUACUGCCCGAGGAAUGUCUUCAUGCUCGAAUUUUUCAACAACUCUGCUCAUUCGUUUGGACGCUAUGGGUUGUGGAUUUUUCCGGUUUAUCAUCCCAUGGAAGGAGGAAGCUGUGGAUCAAUUAUUACUAAGCCUGCUGUGUUUGGCUCUUUUAUCGCCUACAACAACAUGCGUGGGGCAGAAGCCGUGAAAAUAGGAGCAGUUCAAAUGCACGACUUUAAAAUGCUCGAUAAUGAUAUCGCUGGAAUUGAAUACGUAUUUGCCGAUACCAAAGAUGCUCCGAGGGGGGGUCCUAGAAUUAAAAAUGCGCUUAUCGUUGGUCACAGCCAGGUGAGUGAAGGCCUGGAUUUGAAAAUACGGAGCAACACACUUUGUACGACCUCCGGCAUAAAAUUACCACAGUUCUCCAAACUCGUUGUUGAAAACGUCACCUUCGUGAACUUCGACCAAGAAGGCUGUACCUGUUACAGUGCUUGCGCUCAGUGUGUGGAGUUUAAAAAGAAAGGCGGAUGGACCACGUACACCAUGAAAAAUCGUUUUGUGAACUCCCCACGCCGAAGUGCCUUCCUCUGGAGUCAUGAGUCGGUCAUAGUCGAUCUAGAUGGCACUCUGACUGGAUAUCCAAACGGCAGCCUCGUGCCACUAAACGCGAAUCUACCACCAGACCAUUGUUUCUAUUCUCCCCAGGAUAGCUACGGUCCUCACAAUGGAAGUGUCUGCGACUCAACUGUGAAAUUUAGGAGAUUUGCUUUUAAUGAGGUUGCGCCAGAAUCCCUCAUAAGCAAAAACGUUUUGUUGGAAAACAGACAUGGGAUGGACGUGGUGCCUUUCUGCAUUAAGUGCUCGACACAUCCUCAAGGCUGGGUCACGCUCUUGAUACUUGGAGAAGAGUACAACAUCACUUUUGAAAAUGCUUGGCAGCUAACAAACAUCACCUACAGCGGUAAGUUUUACGACAUGGAAGAAAAUGACCAUAUCUGGAUAAAGCACUGGUUGGUGCAAACGCCUGAUCAUUUCACCACCACUGGAGCUUAUCAAAACAAAACCGACGUCACUCCACCGGCUAACGCUCAACACGGUAACUGGAGUUUCGUAAACGAGACUAAGGAGUUCACAUACAUUGCCUCCGGCAGGGAUGCUCCUCGCACACCAAAUAACAACAUCGAACCCCGAGAUGUCACGCUGCGAGUAUAUCGUUGCUUUUAUGAGAAAUGUAUUGUUCCGGUACCACCUCCCCCUCCUAAAGGAAGACCUGCAAAAGUCCAGCUUUGGUCCAACGUGGAUGACUGGGAUGGCACUGAACCUAUGUAUGGGGGUUAUGGACGAAGGUUACCAACCAAUGGGAGUGACGUUAUGAUACAGACUCACUGGUACAUGGUGGCAGACAUAGAAUUGCCAUAUUUAAACCAACUGUUCAUAUAUGGAACACUUGAGAUAGAUGACAGACCAGGUAUGGUCCUGAAUGCUUCUAUUAUCUUUGUUGCCGGAGGAUUGAUCGUAGGAUGGCCGGAUCAGCCUUAUCUAUCGAAUUUUAUGAUCAGCCUCCAGGGCAACGUGUAUAGUGAGGACCUACCUUUGCGGGAUGUUAAUGUUGGAAGCAAGGCCCUUGGCGUGUUUGGAUUCCUGUGGAUGCACGGGCGGCCAAGAAAAGUGUAUUGGACUCAUUUAGCUGUUACUGCUGAAGCUGGAGACCAUUCGGUACUACUAUCCGAGACCGUUGAUUGGAAUAUUGGCGACGAAAUUGUCAUUACAUCGACUACAGUUGAGCCACAGCAAACAGAAAAGUUCUUUAUAACGGCCAUUACACAAAACAGGAGAAAUUUGACUCUAGACAAAGCUCUUCAGUAUAAACAUAUUGCCGUGACUCACACGGCCGGUAAUUGGACUUAUACUUUGGCGGCAGAAGUGGGACUGUUAACCAGAAAUAUCUUGGUGGAGGGAGCAGACUACCCAACUGGAGCUUGGGACCAAUCUUUUGGAUGCAGAGUUCUGAUUGGCCGAACGUCAAUUGAGGGAAUUGAAUUUAAGGGCAGUGCCAGGAUUGAAAAUGUCGAGUUCAACCGCUGUGGACAGGAGGGCUGGAUUGAUGAUUACGAUCCUAGAUUUGCUUUAGCGUUCCUCGAUACCGGUGACGUGGAAGGAAAUACUUCAUAUGUCCGUGGGAAUUCAUUCCACGACGGUUUCAACACUGGUAUUGGUGUGCUCGGAACGAAUAACUUGAACAUUGAGGACAAUAUUGUCCACCACACAGUGGGCCCUUCAAUAAGAGUCACUGGCAGCUUUGUUAGUUUAUUACGAAAUCUGGCAGUUUAUUCUAUCUCAAUACAUACAUACAACGGACGAAAGGAUAAAUCAAAUCUGCACUGGCCAGGAGCAAUAGAAGUGUACGAAGCCAAGGAAGUUAUCUUGAUUAACAACACAGUGGCUGGGAGUGAACGUUUUGGGUUUAAAAUUGGUGGCGAGAAGUGUUCAGACGGCCCAGGGGUAUCUGUUGGGAACGAAGUUCACGGUGCUUGGCAUGGAAUGCAUUUUCCUUACAAAGGAGGAAUUCCAGGGUGUUCCAUGCUUUCUGGUUACCUGACUUGGAGAAACUACGACUAUGGUAUCUUCCUUUACGGCGAGCCCAGUGUUAUAAUAGAUAACGUCAUAUCCGUGGAGAAUACAGUUGGUAUGUUACCGAAUGUGUGGGGUCCGCAUGCCCUGUCGCAUCAGACUGCUGACAAAUACGUUAUUGUGAGGAACACGCUCAUCGUGGGCACGAGUCCUGGUUACGACUGUGAGCAUGAUAGCAUCUUACCAUACGCCAGGCAACCAUAUAACUCGAUUAAAAUUCAAAAGACACCGGAAGACGGUAAAAUUGGAAUAACUAUAUCGCAAUUUAGCUCACUCCCUGCACCUGGGCCGAUUAUGACGUGGGAGAGCCCUCAUGAUUAUUCAGCAAUUAAUGGCUACACUCUUUAUCACGAGGUGACCUUCUUUGGUUUUCAAGAGACUUGUGGGAAGAGACAUCACGCUAUCAUGUCUAACGAGUGGAUUGGCGACAUUAUACAUCCCAUGGAUGUGCGAGGAUUACAUUUUGUAUCAGUUGACGAAGAAUCUAAGCUGCUCUUGAACGUGCCAACACCUCAGUGGGUCAACCCAUCCGACUGCGUGGAUAUGGACUGCGACGCCAGGAGGCAAAUCCUUAUCCGAGAUCUCGAUGGUUCUUUGACAGGCGCUGUUGGGGGCUCGGUGCUCGCAAAGGCCGAGUUCGAGUGGGGCGGAGACAAGCGAUACGGAUUGGGUGAUUACCGCGUUCCGAAACCUGCCACGACGUUACCCGAUGGUACUAGACUUGACAUGUCGGUCGUUGCUCCAGAGAAGGGAAUUGUUCGCGGCACACCUGGUCAUAGCAUGUGCUCGUGGUAUGGUAACUGGAAUGCGUACAAGUGUAACGACAUUGAUUACAGGAUGUUAGUUAUUGAGAGUUUAGAUGCUGACACUGAGACCAGACGAUUGUCACCAGUUGCUCUGAUUGCAAAUGGUUAUGUCAAUCUUCUUAAUGGGCCCAUGGACCACGGUUGGUGCCUGGGAUACACGUGCCAAGAAAGGAUUUCAACAUUUUACGGGAUAGUGGCGACUGGAACAAACUACUCUCUUUAUUUUACCAGUAAUGAGCCCCAAAAACUCAGGCUUCAUAUGUUAAACAGUGAUCCCACAGAUGCGGUCCGUGUUGGUAUAUUCUAUCAAAGACCUCAGAGGCAGGAUGUGUACAGAGAAGGAAUAUUUAUAAAUCCAACAAACGCAAGGCUCCAAGGAUCAGAAUUCACUUUAAUUGACAAGCCCGCGGGUGCUCCUGACGACUACUUUGAACCACCGCUGACCAGUGUUAGUGGUGCUAAUUAUUUCGAUCGUGAACGUGCAACUUUAUUUGUCGUUUUGCGCGGUUCCAACCCGGUGGACAUCAUAGUCAUGCGUGUCGUUAAGGUACAAAUUGGAAUGAAGGCUGUUUCCAUUGAUGACUUUUUCAAAGUGAACCUUGUGAAUAACCUGGCUGACCUGCUGGGUAUCGACAAAUCCCUUAUCCGAGUGGUGAACAUUGUUAGUGCCGACGGUAGCGGUCGGAGACGGCGUCGAUCCGCUGGUGACGUUUCCGUGGAAAUUGAGAUUGCUGAUCCUCCUCAGGCUUCAAAUACUUCAUCGAACUACACAGGAGUUAACAAGACUACCUCCUAUGAUGAGCUUAAAGAGAUUGGAGACUCAGUAGUGGAGAAUGUGCAGACAGGGCAACUUGCGCAGCAACUCAACACUGAAAUCGUAUCGCUGUCCAUAGCGGACCCAAUCCCUGAGCCUGUUGACCCGACCGGAGGUGUUCGAGCUACCAACGAAACUUAUCAACAGAACGUAACAGGCAACUCUACCCUUCGGUAUGACGAAGUCCAAGCUGAGAAGGAGGCAGAAGAAGCAAGUAACGUGUUCAGCUUCCUUAUUCCCUCUAGAUUGGAGGUGGUGACUGAGCCGAGUGGCGGGAACGAGACUGUACCGUUCACUGCACAGCCCAAACUCAAACUUGUGGACGUUGAUGGCAAGUUAGUAACUACCUUAGGGCACGGUUCGCUUAGUAAGUGGACUGUCAUGGCAACCAUACAGAAUGACACCGGGGACUCCAUGGCGGUGUUAGAAGGAAAUGUGACUGUGACACUGGUUAAUGGAUGGGCGAAUUUCACCGAUUUAAGUAUCACUCACAACGGUUCUGACUACAAAUUAUUCUUCUAUGUCAACAAACCAGCAGCUUCUCGCUUUAACGCUACUUCGCAGUCAUUUGAGGUCAAAGAAAGAAUCAUGUAUUUUACUGUAACCACCCAACCCGAAGACGCGAACGAAACAGUCAGUUUUGGACAGCAGCCCAGAAUUGAGGUUCGAGAUUCAGCGAACGGUAAAAUUGUGGACAACACUGGCUGGAAAGGACGUCGUUGGUUGUUCACUGCCUCACUGGCUAAUCCUGCGGAUAACAAUGGACAUGUAAAUGGUACAGCUGAAGUAGACUUUGUCGAAGGUGUAGCCUCGUUUUCAAACCUCAGCAUCGACAUCUCUGGAAUAAACUACAUCCUAGCACUUGAGGUCAAGACUGAUCCGGCCUCAAGCUAUGCCUUUAUUGGCAAUUCCACGGCAUUUAAUGUAUCUGAGAGAAUGCUUUAUCUCAAAAUUGCGCAACAACCUGGUGAUUGUAAUGACACAGUGAUCUGUGGCAGUCAGCCGAUUGUAGAGAUAAGGAAUGCAUAUCCAGACUCGCUGGUAGAUAACAUCGGUUGGAGAGGGAGAACUUGGUCGAUAAAUGCCACAAUGGUCGGUGCUAAGAACUCUGUAGUCAACGGUACUACUUUAUUUCCAGUUGAAACCAAUGGGCGCGUGGAAUUUCAAGAUUUGCGUUUCUUCGACGUGGCUCAAGAGCGUCAAAUGAAGUUCACCGUUAUCACAGAACCAGUCUCUUCCUAUUCAAGUCUAUCCGUAACCUCAGAGACUUUCAACAUAAGUGCGCGAGAAUUCUACCUAGAAGUCAUUACACAGCCCGACAAAGCUAAUCAAUCAGAAAUAUUUGGAGUUCCCCCAGUUGUGGAAGUAAGAGACCUUGGUACGCGCAUGCGUGGAAACCCACUGAAAGGUUACUGGUCUAUUUCUGCUUCGCUCAAACCAUCUGAUUUAAAUGGAACAUUAAGUGGAGUGUUAAAUGUUACAGUGGAGGAAGAGAGAGUGGAGUUUAAGAACCUGUCUGUUUCUUUCUAUGGCAUUGGAUAUGAGCUGGUAUUCGAGUCCAACCAAGGCCACGUGGUUAACUCCCAGCCCUUCGAAGUUCGUUAUGUCAACGACUACUCACCCAUAUUUGACCCUGAUAAUGGUUCCUACAGCGCAUCUAUCUCGGAGGACACUUCCAAUGGCACGACCGUCAUCACGGUUACCGCAACUGAUCAAGAUUCUGGUUCUCAAGGAGAUAUUUCAUUCUCUAUAGUUGCUGGGAACACUGGGAACAAAUUUUCUAUCGACAGCUCGACUGGAGUUAUCACAACCAUCGAAGAGCUUGACCGUGAGACGACCGCCGUUUUUACGCUCACCGUGCGAGCAUCCGACGGUGCCGUUGCUGAAAAGGUGCGCUUCACAGACGGACAGGUAGUAGUUACUAUCUCUGAUAUUAAUGACAAUGCUCCUUCAUUUAACAACCCAUCAAUUGCCACUACUGUCAAGGAGGAUGCAGCUACCGGUGACGUCGUGAUCGCACUCAAUGCUCACGAUCCUGAUGAAGGCUUAAACAGCAAAGUCCUUUAUUUUAUAAUAGCAGGGAACGAAGCUGGAAUUUUCACCAUUAACAGCACUUCAGGGGAGGUGCAAGUAAAUGCUUCGGUCGACUUGGAUGAAGAACCGACACCUGAUUUCAAUCAUUCUUUAUUUGUCCUUGCUAAAGACAUGGGAACGCCAAGUAUGAACACAAGUGUUACAGUCAAUAUCAGCAUCGCGCCUGUCAAUGAGUUCACACCGCAGCUUCAACAUAAUUCCUCGUUUAACUUCAGUUUUGCUGAGAAUGAGCCUGCUGGGGAUGGAGUUUUUGUGUUUGAUGUCAACGCUACAGACCAGGACUAUGGGGAGCAGGGACGGGUUACUUUCGUCAUUAGCUCAGGUAACGACGAAGGGAAGUUUUCCCUUAAUGCAUCAACUGGAAAACUGAUGCUUAUAUCUUCACUCGAUUACGAAACCUCCCCAUCUUACACUCUGACAAUCCACACGCGUGACUCGGACCAUGAGGGAAACGUGAAGUUUGCGGUAUUUACCGUGUACGUGAGCGUGUUGGACUUGAACGAUAACGCACCCACAUUUUCUCAGCCUCGGUAUGAAGUGAAUGUUGAUGAAGACACAGCUGUUGGAUCAGAUGUAUUUACAUUCCUUGCUUCGGAUCCCGAUGGUGGUUUGAAUGGUCUCGUGUCGUAUUCAAUCUUGGUCAGGAAUUCAACUGAGUUUAGCGAUGGGUUAUGGAGUAUAAACUCUUCCAACGGAAAGCUCACGUUAAACGCCUCACUCGACAUGGAUAACAGGAAGCUUUCAACGUGGACGCACACUCUGGUUGUGGGAGCGCAGGAUGCUGGGACACCGUUGCUUUCCUCAAACACUACACUCAUCAUGCACGUGAUUCGCAAGAACGAAUUCGCACCAAGUUUUGCAUCCUCUGAUGUGUCAGUCAUAGUUAAUGAGGACAUUGUAGAGGGAAGCGUUAUUUACAAUGCAAAUGCUACCGAUGCGGAUUUUGGCAUAGACGGAGAGAUAGUAUACAGUAUUACAGACGGGAACAACGAUCUAAGGUUCAUGAUAGAUUCUGCAAAUGGUAUUAUAACCAACGAUGCUGCCUUAGACCGAGAAGUUCAGCGUACAUAUAGUCUUAUUGUCACAGCGACAGACCAAGCAACCAGCAACCGCAAAUCUGGAACGACCACCAUUCAUAUUAGUCUGAAGGAUGUUAAUGACAAUAUCCCUACCUUCUUUAAAAACUUUUACUCUAAACUUGUCGACGAGACUGUUACCGCUGGAGGGGAAAUCAUCACUUUGGAGGCAAAUGAUCCUGAUUCAGGAUCCAAUAGUGAGCUCACCUAUUCUAUUGCGAGCGGCAACGACCUAGGAUUUUUCAGCAUCGAGUCCAAGCAAGGCAUCAUCCGAGCAGCCAAGGACCUAGAUAUAGAGACUCAAAACCAUACCGCUGACCGUACAUACCAACUGGUUGUAUUUGUUAAGGACGCAGGAACACCUGUCCCGCUUAACAGCUCUGUACCUUUGGUCAUCACUGUACAGAACGUUAAUGACUUCACACCAGUCCUGGAUCAUGCUGAUAACCAAAUAAUAGAACUAAGAGAAAACACCAGCAUAGCAACAGUUAUCUUUGAUGUGAAUGCAACUGAUGGGGAUUACGGUGAAGAUGGUGUUCUGUCUUACUCCUUAACUGCUGGUAACAGUUUGGGAACAUUCGAUAUUGACAACGUCACGGGUGUCAUAACAUUAGCAAAGGAGUUGGAUUUUGAAACAGUUGGUGAGCACAAUUUGGAAGUCACUGUGAGUGACAGAAGUGUGGACCCUAGCAAAAGGAAGAAAAUCACAGCUCAUCUUAGGGUACGGGUCAUAAACAUCGAUGACAGCGGGAUGUACACAGCUAAAGCUCGACUCAUACAGGCAUUUAUCGCCUCUCCAAUGAAUCCAGCUGGUUUGGCUGGCGUUCCCCAUAAAUCUUUUUUGGAGGUGCUUUUGGUGUAUGAGAAUGGAACGGAGAUGGAUAUCACUUCAGAAGGGGACCGUUAUACAAUUGACGACUCUUCGAAAUCUAAUGGUCUCUUCAGUGCUACUUCUAAUGGCGCACCUUACAUCGAAGCAAACAACCAAGGAUUGUUCGGAACAGGCAAACUAAUCGUACAUGUCACGAAUGUCAAUUCUGUUGAAGUCAACGUUACUGUGGUGGGCAGUACUAACCUUGCUAUCAGCGCUGUGCCUUAUCCUGAAACUUCCGGCGCAUCGAAGGUUACAGAACUAAAACAGGUUAUCCAAGGACAUUACCAGCGGGUGUUACUCAAAGUUCUUCUCGGCCUGACAAAUGAACAAGUCGUUGAUGUUUCCAAUAAGCAUAACACUUCUUUUACGUUUAAAAACGCUCAGCAGAUAGGAGGUAGUUAUGAAUUUGGACCCUCUCCAAGCAAUCUUUUUUCGAUCGAAGGAAGUGGUUUGAGAGGAGAAGUCUCGUUACAAGCAGAGUUCGCGCGCAGUCAUGCAGCAGUUCUUAACUUGUCCUUGUCUUCAAUUGUCUCUAAACCUGUAAACAUCGUUCGGUUUGGCUUGGAAAAUGUCAAUAUGACUCUCAGUGGCCUGGCUAUGGAAAAAACUACCUCGGUGUUUGCUGAAAUAUUAAUGAGCGAUGGAUCGAGCUAUUUCAUCAACAACUUCACGAGUUACAGCGGCUUGCUAUCGUUUUCUUCAAGCAACCCUGCUUCAGCAAAAAUCGAUGCAUUGUCUGGCGUAGUGACCCUGAUGGCAGACAGCAGUAGCCGUGUCACCAUUUCGGCCAGCCUCAUUGCAAAUGCAAGUGUCACAGACGAAUUUUCCUUUUACUGCAACGUGGAGCCAAGGGUCGGUGAGAUUGAUAUCGGAGAGAAGGAGGGUCCGCCCAUACCGUCGCUUGAUAAAGACGAUACAUGGAAAAUGCCCAUCAGGGUAAACCCUGGCUCCAUGGGAAUCUUGGCAGUACAGGUAGAGAUUCAGUAUGACUUGGAUGACUUACAGUUAGACAGAGCUACUACUGUUUUACCGUAUAAAGUGGCGGGAAACACAGUUAUCAUAUUUGGACCAAUAGCAGCAUCAGAAGCCUUCUCGGAAAGUGUUGGCGAGCUUUCAUUCACGUCAAAGAAAAAUGGAGUCCCUGGGGUCAUGGUUGAAGUUUUCAGAACGGUAAAUAGAGAACUUUCAGAGGUGCCAAGUAAGAACGUCACAGUUUCUCCAUGUUCCAAGGAAAUAUCGGGUGACGUAGAUGUAGACUGUAGGUUCGACAUUGUUGAUGUCGCUUUCAUCAGUGGUUACAUCACUGCCUCUUCUAAAUCUCGAUUCACUGACGAGAUGAAGAAACGAAUGGAUGUUAACUGGGACGAGGUCAUUGACGUUAACGAUGCCUUUUUCUUGUCGCUUAUUUACCUGGAAAGCGCAAAAUUUGUGACUGAGCUGACAUAUCAAGUACCUGAUCACAACAAGGAGUCUUCUGAUCGGUGUGGCCUAGAACUCUCUCUGAAGCUAGCUAACAAGGAUGGAUCACCAGCUGUAAACCCCCAAACAGAAGUAUACUUUAUCUUCUCGCAUCAGGGUGCAGACGUAGGUGCACAACUUGCACGAACAACGUUUUCCACAGGAACUCCACAAUCUAUAGACGGUGCUUCAUUCGUAGAUGGCUUAAUAAAAGCUAGUUUUGCCAACGAGAAGUUCAUUAUUGCAACUGCAAACUCCGAGCUGCAAGCUACCGACGUGGGUGUGACUGUCCUGCAAGAGUUACCUAUCGAUGGAACGAGACAUGUUGUCGCGAUGUUCCCCUCCUCGAAUCCUGUCUCCAAUUUGGAUGCCAUCACCUGGACUAAAAAUCAGGCGAGCUUUACACCACAGCGUACAUUGCAACUUUCCGAGUCAACCGCAACUUGCAAUGAAAACGAUGACGAUCCGCUCGUUACGAUACCUGUGGAAUUUACCUUCGAAGGUGAUUACGAUCAGGUAAUCAAAGGCAAAGAAGAGCAGUUUCAAAGUUACUGCGAGAACCAACUAUCUAAGAUCUACCCUGAUGCGACUUUCUCUGACUGUCGCGUACGAAAGGGUAGCAUCGUAGCCACAUUCAACAUGACUUUGCGCCAAUCAAAGAAACAAGCAAUGGUAGACAACCUUUGGGACGACGUGAAAGAGGGGCUGAAAUUCGAGUUUAAUGGCGCAACACUUACAACGCGACCGAUCAUGAGGGUGGAUGGUGAGGAAAAGAAAGUAGUGGAUGCUCCUAAAGACGAAGAGGGCAUGGCGCUUUACAUCAUCAUUAUUGCGUGUGUUGUAGGAUUUUCAGUCAUUUUUCUAGUUGUCAUUGUAAUUUACUGUCGGUGCCGGAGAAGCAAAGUGAGAAAAAUCAAUCCAACGCCGCCAGAAACUCCGGACAUAUUCAUUGACAGUGAAAAAUACUCUAAAGGUUUUGGUGUAGAAACAAAGUAUCAUAAACCUAGUAGAAGUGCAACCUGGUCUGUGCACAGCUCUGUAGAGUCGAUGCGAAGCGAUGAUCAAAUAAAACGUACAACUCCAGUUGCUUUUGCAGAAACUGUGGAACCAGCUUUUGAAGAGAUAGAAGAACCUUUGCCAAGUUCUAAGAGUCCAAAGCUGACAUCGCAAGAUGACACUGAUCGCCCAAAACCAAUUCUUGCAUUUCCUAACGUCCCGUCCAAACAAGGAACACCCAGAACCACUCCACAUAUCAGCAGAAAAUCUUCACCAGUCCACAGUUCAAAAGGCAGUCUUCGGUCGAGUGAGGGUACGGACACUUCCCCGAUUCCUCCCACUUCACCUGAACUUUCGGUAUCAACUACAAGCUUUAGGACUGAGAUCCAAUCCCCUGUCAAAUCUGUUUCGGCUUUGGAAGAAACCUUGGUAAUAGGGGGAAUCUUUGACGAUGAUGAUGAUGAUGACUUCGAUGAAAAUCCAAGAGAAGAGGCUAUGCUGCGUAGGCGGGCGUCAUCUUUGGGGGAAAACAUGCCGGGUGUUCUGAUGGUCACAGAUCAAAUCGUAAAGCGACGCAAAAUGCAAGUGAAGGUGAUUCGACCAAACGCAGAGAUGGGGAUCCUAGCGCACAUGGCAGGAAUAGUGAACGCCAAGAAAGGAGGAACAUUAGCAGAAUUAAGGGAGGACAUCAAUCGUUCGCUGCCCGGUUACCUUGGUUCAGUGAGAUAAUUGUUUAUUUCACGAAAGUUUAAAAUCAUUGACCCUCGAACGGAGACACAAUUAGUGGUAUCCGCGCUUUAUAAGAAGACUGUCUAUGUCAAAGUGUUCCACGGUGCAGAGAGCUGCGAGUAUUUCUGCCUGUGUGGUAAGCCAGCUCAAGUGUGGUGCAAAAAGUGUAACACUCAAGGGUACUGUGGGGAUGAUUGUAUGGAACAGGAUGACGAACAGCACUCCUCGAUUUGUAGCAAGAGCAAGGCCAGGGCUUUGGAAAAUGCAAGGACAAGAAGAGUGUCUAACAUUUCAAAGAAAUGAUGUUGUUUUAUUGCGGUGUCUUAAAGUCAUGUGACAUAUCUUACCUUAGGGUCUAAAACGAAGCGAGAUCGUUUACAGACGAUAAAUAUGUCACAAGUUGUAGAUCGUAAGCACCUUUCCAGAAAGUUUUUGUUGGAAGUAUUUGGAUUUUUCUAAUAAUUGAUUUCAUUCAUAAUUCUCGCUUUUUAGAGGCAUCCCUUGCCCGUAAAAUGAAGCUAAGAGAGGAUCCUCUUUUGGUGGAGCUUAAUAUUCAGUGAAACUUUUCAAUGGUUUGAUUUCUGGUAAAUUGUAACCUCUUUUGGUAUUUUUUCAUGCUCAUGCAUACAUUUCUCAGAUAUCACAGCUUGAUGAUUAGAGUUUUUUGUUUUAUAAUAUUCAAACAAGCAAAGGAGCUUUAAGUAUUGCUUAUACGAUAUAUUUCGAACGCACUCACACUAAUGUACUAUCGUGCACCUCACUUGAAAGUACGUUUAACCAUAUUUGGAUUGAUGUAAAUCGUGCAGGACACGUUAAAUAUACAGCGUACGUGUAGUGUUUUAUUUUUAAGAACUAUGAGCUGGUUCAACAGUCACAUUUUUGGUUUGGAUAGGUUUUUCAGAACUGUAUACUGAGGAGAAUUUUUAAAUACAUAUCUUGAUAAAUCUUU